Cydia splendana is the source of this 1694-nucleotide messenger RNA. RefSeq names its product sodium-dependent nutrient amino acid transporter 1-like. The record is from RefSeq and is a predicted model, not a curated record. Gene Ontology annotation, biological process: sodium ion transmembrane transport. Lineage: Eukaryota; Metazoa; Arthropoda; Insecta; Lepidoptera; Tortricidae. Bases 22 to 1677 code for a protein of 551 amino acids. Gene Ontology annotation, cellular component: plasma membrane. The transcript has 8 exons.
UGUUAUCUUUCGUAGGGCCGGAUGAAUUGGGAGGCCGUACGAGCGCACUUGUGCACGUUGGCAGUGGCAGUCAGCUUUAACAGUACGUGGAGGGUUCCCCGCGAGGCGUACCGAUACGGUGGGGUGUCUUACUUAUUGGUGUUGAGCAUUGCCAUGGUCAUUUUUGCUCUCCCGGCUACGCUACUGCAGCUGACUAUAGGACAACUUAGUCAACAAGACGCAGUUGGCGUUUGGAGAGCUGUGCCUUUCUUUAAAGGUGUUGGCUACAUAAGAUUACUCAUUUCAUACAUUGCAAGCUUAUACUCAAUAAUAUAUGUUGCUCUUUCGGUACUGUUCUAUCUUCUCUUUACCGUAAAUAGAUCUAUUCCCAUAUGGGAAUGCACGGAGCCUAUUGUGAUAUCAGUAAGUUCCAAUCCUUCCACUUUUUUAGCGCCGCUAGCGGAGCAGCCUGAAUAUUACUUGGCUUUGUCUAUGUUGACCAUAGUUUUAUGGAUUAUUUUUCCUUUUAUAUUUUACAACCCCAUAAAAUUGAUGAAACGGAUAUUAUAUGCUUUGGGACCAUUAGUAUUGAUACUAAUGGUUGUAAUUGCUAGUUGUAUUGGGAGCAGGAGCAAUUUGGCAAUGUUUCAAAGGCAACAUGACUGGCUUCAUUAUUUGGAGUCGAAAAUAUGGCAUAGCGCCGUUAUUCAAGCUGUUUUGUCAUCGCAAACGGCUGGCGGCUUCCUAAUAUCGUCCGGCACCGCGAUAUAUUCAAAUGCCGACGUUCAGCGAACGUCGUGGUUACUGGUCACAGCGAAUGUGGUAUGUAGCUGGCUCGGCGCAGUGUUCUGGUUGAGCGUAGCGGGCGGCGGCGAGGACCGCGACGAGACCGCCCUGGCCGUGCUCGUGCAGAUGUACAGAGCAGCGGAGUAUCACAGCUUUCACAACAUUUGGCCAAUACUUGUAUACGCCUUGUUAUUCUUUUCGGGAAUAAUUUCAAUGCUAGUACAAUUAUUUCCACUGUACGACAACUGCCGGCGAGUGGGCGGGCAAGGGUGGCGGUUGAUAUCGUUCACGGGGUCGUUUUUCGGCGCGGCGGCAGCGCUGGGAGUGUUGGUCGGAGGGCUACCCGCUUUAUCUGUGCUAGAAGACACUGCGGUCCCUCUUCUCAUCUGCAUAGCAACUGUUUUAGAGUUUCUAGCUUUCAUAUUCAUUUACGGCUGGAAGUUAUUGGUGGAGGACGUGGAGUUUUUAACAGGGCGGGCAUUAGCGAAACCGUGGGUGUUUGGCUGGUUCGCCACGCCUGUUGCCAUGUUGGCGGUCACUGUGUGGUGGCUGGUGGCCAUAUUCCUCGGUGACGAACAAUGGACGGAAGCCCCGUGGGAUGCUAUCACUAUUCUGGCUACAGCAUCAGUGGCUGCUACAGUUUUCUUUGCAUUAGCUGCGGCGUCUGUCGCUAAACAAGUUCAAUUCGAUUUAUUUGGGAAAAUUAAGUCCUCCUUCAAUCCCACAAGACACUGGGGUCCUCGUGAUCCAAUAACAUAUUAUUAUUGGAUGGCUCGACGCCAACAGAGCCAAACUGGAGCAAGAGACACCUUCACGCCCACAUAUACUAGGCGACAAUUGGGACAGUUCACGGGAGGAGCCAGUAUUUUCGACAUUUCUCCGCCAAAGAAGAACCUCGAGGAAAAUAAUUAGCUGAAACUGAAAAGUGG